AGAGGCAGAGACUCAGGCAGGGGCUCAAGUGCCACUUUCUCAGCAUUGUCAGUGCGGGCAGCAUCCUCUCCUAGCCCGGGUACAGUAACUGCUGCACGCAACAAAUUAUCCUCCGGAUCCGGACAGGAGAUUCGGGUUUGCUCCAUCCAUGCGAUCCGAGCCCGACUGACUAAGAGAGAGAGAGAGAAAGAGGGAGAGAGAGAGCGCGCACCAUCCACCUGGAUAAGCGGCAUCAGCAUCAGCACCAGCGCAGGGAGAACGCGGACGAAAAGCAUCGCCACGAGAAUAUGAUGCUCCAACAGCACUUGCUCUUUGUGCUCUACAGCUUCUGUGGGAUUGUCAUCAAAGAGGCGGCGACAAAAAACAAAGUGAAAGGUAGUCAGGCUCAGUUCCCCAUCACCCAGAAUGUGACAGUGGUUGAGGGCAGCACGGCGAACAUGACCUGCCGAGUGGAUUAUAAUGAUAACACCUCCCUCCAGUGGUCAAAUCCAGCACAACAGACCCUCUUCUUUGGGGACAAGAAAGCAUUGAGGGACAACCGGAUUGAACUGGUCCGAGCCUCAUGGAAAGAGCUGACCAUCAGCAUCAGUGACGUGGCUUUGUCAGAUGAAGGACAGUACACAUGCUCGCUCUUCACCAUGCCUGUCAAGACUUCCAAGGCUUUCCUGACUGUGUUAGGUGUUCCAGCAAAGCCAGAAAUCACGGGUCUCUCGAGACCUGCCCAGGAGGGAGAGGACGUCACACUGACAUGCACCACAUCUGGCAGCAAACCGGCUGCUGACAUCCGAUGGUUCAGGAACGACAAGGAGGUGCAAGGUCAGAAGGAGGUAAACGCUACGGGCAGAUCAUUCACAGUCAGGAGCAGCGUUCACCUGAAGGUGGACAGAAAGGAUGAUGGAGCUGCGUACACCUGUGUGGUGGAGCACGUCACACUGGGCUCUUUACCGCACCAGGUCACAGAAGUGCUGGAGGUUCACUAUCCUCCUCAGGUAAAGAUUGUGCACUCAGUAAUUGUACCUCAGGAAGGACAGUACUUCAAACUGGAGUGUAUGUCCAAAGGCAACCCACUGCCUGAGCCAGUAAUGUGGACAAAAGAUGGAGGUGAGCUUCCAGACGUAGAGCGAAUGAUCGUGGAGGGCAGAGAUCUGAUCAUCACCACACUGAACAAAACAGACAACGGCACAUAUCGCUGUGAGGCCAGCAAUCACCUCGGCACAAACAGAGAUGAGUUUGUGCUCUAUGUCUAUGCUAAAGAUUUCCCAGGUACAACUACAGAUCCCAAUGCUCUGACGCAGCACGGCCCCGACCACGCGCUCAUCGGCGGAGUGGUGGCCGUGGUCGUCUUCAUCACCCUAUGCUUCAUCAUCGUCUUGGGCCGAUAUCUGGCCAGGCACAAAGGGACAUACUUAACCAAUGAGGCCAAAGGAGCGGAGGACGCCCCUGACGCAGACACUGCCAUCAUCAAUGCGGAGGGGAACCACGCACAUGCAGAGGAAAAGAAAGAAUAUUACCAGGGAGCGGCAAGAAAUGUGGUUCAUCUCAAGUCGGAAAACCUUGGCUUUGCCAAUAAUUACGCUUUAAGACAAGAAUAUGUGAGAUGUAUAAUGUAAAUAUCAUGUACUGUCUGUUCUUGUGUGCGUGUCUGUUGUUUUCCAUUGUAUAAGUGGGUGAUUUUUAUCAACUGCCCCCCCUGACCAUAGAAUUAAGAAUGUGGCCAAGACAUACGGACAAUUCGAUUCAAUUGUACGGACACCCGAAAAACAAGACGGCAGAUUGAAAAUGGCAGGAAGUCGAUGAAGCACAAAUGAGAAUUGGUGUGUGACCAUUAGAAGAGAGAUUAUUUUCUAUUUCCGUCAUACCUGUCUGUAUAUUCUUGCACUGUUAAUACCCUCCCCACCUCGAGCGUUUGUUUCAGACCUGAAAAUGUAUCAAACGUAAGCACAAAGUCAUUGUAAAAUGUCAUUGGUUUAGACAGUCUCAGGAUGAAAAAGAAGAGCCUAAUUGAAUUUGUCUUUUAUCACUUGAGUGAAUGAUGAGUUUUUGUUCUCACUUUGUCAAAUCGAUUUGAAUGGAGGAGUGUUUCAUUUGGAUUCGCUGACUGACCCUUGUUAAUAUUGCUGUAUAUUACUUUGCUAAAGUGAUUCUUGGUGGAAUAUUGUUAAACUAUAGGAUCCCAUAUAUAUACAUACACACACAUAUCUAUAUAUAUGAGAAAACAAAUGUCAAAAAUAUCUAUUUGGAGUGUCCCAUACUUUUAGUUAAUAUAAGUGAAGAACAUACAGUUGAAACCAGAAGUUUAUAUACACUGUAUAAAAAGGCACAUAACCAUUUAAACUUUUGACUAAACUUUUUCUCUUUUAGGUAAGUUAGGAUUAUCAAAUUUGUUUCUGUUAUGCUUAAUAGCAGAUUAACAAGAGACAUUAUUUGAGAAAUUGCUAUAACCAUUCUUGAAAGUCAAGUUUACAUACAAUAAGAGUAUUAUGCCUCUGAAAAAGCUCAGACGAUGGUGUCAAGGUUUUGAAAGUUUCUGAUUGGCUAAUUGACAACAGUUGAGUUAAUUGGAAGCACAACUGUAGAAUAGUAUUUAACGAAAACCUUAAAAACACUGCUUCCUUGUGUGACAACAUGGGAAAAUCAACAAGCCAGAAUCAACAAAAAAGCCAGAUUACAAUUUGCUAAAUUACACUGGGAAAAAGAAUAAUUUUUUGAGACAUGUCCUGUGGUCUGAUGGAACUGAGAUUGAACUGUUUGGCCAUAAUGACCAGUAUUAAAUUUGGAGGACAAAGGGGAAAGCUUACAAGCCUAGCAACACCAUCCCAACUGUAAAGUAUGGGGGCUGCAGCAUCAUGUUGUGGGGUUGUUUUGCUGCAGGAGGGACUGGUCCACUUCACAGCAUGGAUGGCAUCAUGAAGAAAGAACAUUAUGUAGAAAUACUGAAGCAACAUCUCAAGACAUCAGCCAGGAAAUUAAAACUUGGCCACAAAUGGGUCUUUCAAACAGACCAUGACCCUAAGCAUAAUGCCAAAUUAGUUAAAAUGUGCUUUAAGGACAACAGAGUGAAUUUUUUGAAGUGGCCAUCACAAAGCCCUGACCUCAAUCCUAUAGAACAUUUGUGGGCAGAGAAAAAGCUUGUGAGAGCAAGCCUACAAAUCUGACUCCGUUACAUCAAUUCUGUCAAGAGGAAUGGGCCAAAAUUCCUUUAAACUAUUGUGAGAAGCUUGUGAAUGGAUACCCAAAACAUUUGACCAAAGUUAUAGAGUUUAAAAGCAAAGCUUCAAAAAUACCAAGGAAAUGUAUGUAAACUUUUGACUGUCUAGAAAUUAAUAAAAAAAUCUAAAAAAGAAUUCUCUCAUUAUUCUGGCAUUUAGCAAAUGUAAAUCAUUUAGGCAAUACCAACGGACCUAAAAUAGUAAACAUUUAGUAUGAUUUACCAUCAGACAUUAAAAAAUGGUUAUGUUCCUUUUUUUAGAGUGUAUGUAGGCUUCUGGUUUCAACUGUAUUUGUUUGUUAGUUUGCUUUUGUCCCAACCCAGGGAAUGUAUAUAAUGUGUAUAAUUCAGCAUUUAGUACGCUGUUUAUUUAAUUGAAUUUGAAACUCUUUAUUGCUCUGUUUUGUGUGCGACUCCAUUUUAGCCUCUCAAUACUACUGUAUGUCCCGACAGAAACUUGUCAUAAUACUAAUUUAUUGGGUAAAUCUGAUGGACAAACACAAUACAUUAUUAUUAGUGCUUUUUCUAAGCUCGUGAACAGAUAGGAUCGUUUGUUCAUGAGAAGGUCAGAACAACAAUCACCAUUAUUGCCUUUGUGUUUGCAACGAAACAUACGACGACCACACAUUGAAGCUCUGGAGAACGCGUAUCCUUCAAUGUACGUUUUUACGAAACAUGUUUCCAGUGUUCAUACUUUAUUUCACUCUUUAUAACAUCAACUAGAACUGAGACAUUUUUCUAAGACCUUUUGAGUUGCUUUUUUUUUGGUUUUGCUGUAUGGGGAAAAGUGCGAGGUUGCUUUUACAUUAAAUAUCCAACUUUUUCAAACUAUGCCUCUGUAAGAAAAGAAAAAAAAAACUCAGAAUACUGAGUAAAAUAUGCACAAACUCA
Molecule: messenger RNA, 4099 nt
Organism: Danio aesculapii
Lineage: Eukaryota; Metazoa; Chordata; Actinopteri; Cypriniformes; Danionidae
Gene: cadm2b
Product: cell adhesion molecule 2b
Exons: 12
Coding region: 288-1610 (440 amino acids)
Source: RefSeq, a predicted model, not a curated record